UCAAAGUGCAAAGGAGGGAGGAGGGUUUAGGGUUACAGAAUACAGACAGAGAUGUGUGGAAUAGCUUUAAUUGUAUUGGGUGUUCGCAUCGAUUUGUCAGCUAUCAGCCUCGAUUUUUCAUCUUCAGCUACUACAGAAGGCAAGCCGGCGGUGUUCUCGGUGGACGACCUUAAAGCGGGUCUACGGAGGAGAGGUCCGGAUAGCUUGGGUGGCAAGAAGGUUUUUCUCCAUUUACUUUCGACUUCCGUUGCGGAGCCACGGAUAUCUUCCCUGGUGUUGGAAGAAGAGGACAAUGAAAGUGGAGGUUUUGGACACAAAGCAAAUGGAGGAACUUGUAGUCUUUGCGUGUCGGAACCUGUUGCCGAUGCGGAGCUGCAUUUUAUUGGUGCUACAUUACAACUUAGGGGAUUGAAUCCCAUAAUUCAGCCCUUGGUGGAUUCCUUUGGCAAUGUCCUUAUUUAUAAUGGUGAAAUAUUUGGAGGAAUUCAUGUUGACAGUGACAGCAAUGAUGCCGAAGUUCUCAUGGAAACUCUGGGAAAAUGUUGCUCCUGCAACUCCCACAGGCAUCCCAAAGUAUGCUCUAGCAGUGGUGAAGAGCGAACUUCUGUUCCGGAUGUUCUUUCUGCAAUCAAGGGGCCAUGGGCCAUCAUCUAUUGGCAGGAUAGUUCACGGACACUGUGGUUCGGAAGGGAUGCAUUUGGUAGAAGAAGCCUCCUUGUUCACUGGCCAACUAAGGAGGACUCUCGGUUCCUGCUAUCUUCUGUAUCACCAUUUUCUUCUGUAGAUCAGAGUUCUGAUUUUGAAGUUCAGAAUGCAGCUAAUGAUCUAAAAUUUUGGGAUGAGCUUCCAUGUGGGAUAAACAGUUUAUCCUUUGAAUCUUCAAGACAGGACAGAUGCCUUAUUGGUGAAGUUAAAAGGCAUGGCUGGAGCAAUCCCAUGCUAUUAGAUCUGAUUAAAUGGGAGAGAAGUUCUGUUGAACCCACACCUGAAGAGUUAUCUGUAUCCCACUUCCUUACUAGGCAACGUGACUCGCAUCCAAGAUUUUCAAAUAUGCUAUCUGAUUCAGAAAUUUCAGUUUGGGUUCCGGCGCAGAAGCUGCUGUUUGUUCUAAGAAAUUCUGUGGUGCGGCGUUCUUCCCUUCAUAAAAUUUUUCAGCCAGCAAUGUAUGAUAGUAUUCAAGAGGGAAGUGUUCCAGUGGCAGUUCUCUUUUCUGGUGGAUUAGAUUCUAUGAUUCUGGCGGCAUUACUGGAUGAGUGCCUGGAUCCUCACUAUGGAAUCGAUUUGCUUAAUGUGAGCUUUGAUGGUGAGUUUGCUCCCGAUAGAAUCUCUGCCAAGGCUGGAGUAGAGGAACUUCAAAAAAUUGCACCUUCAAGAAGGUGGAAGCUUGUCAAUAUUGAUGUUGACUUGACAAAGUUGACCUCAGAAAUGAAGCACAUCAUGUCGCUCAUAAAUCCUGCAAACACCUACAUGGACCUGAAUAUAGGAACUGCUCUAUGGUUAGCUUCUAGUGGUGAUGGAUGGGUAAAUGAAAAAUUGAGUGAUAUUGUUGAAGAGAAUCAUCGACUUGUAAGGUACAAGUCUAAGGCCAGGGUUGUUCUGGUUGGUUCUGGUGCAGACGAGCAGUGUGCUGGUUAUGGUAGGCACAAAACAAAAUUUAGAUGUGGAAGUUGGCUAAGGCUUCAUGAGGAAAUGAAGUUGGACAUGCAGAGAAUUUGGAGAAGAAACAUGGGAAGAGAUGACAGGUGUAUUGCUGAUCAUGGGAAGGAGGCUAGAUUUCCUUUCUUGGAUGAAGAUGUUAUAAGGACUUUGCUGGAUAUUCCUUUGUGGGAGAUAGCCAACCUUGAUCAACCUAGUGGAAUCGGUGAUAAGAAAAUCUUGAGAGAGGUUGCAAGAUUACUUGGUCUGCAUGAAGCAUCGGUUCUGCCAAAAAGAGCUAUCCAGUUUGGCUCUAGAAUUGCGAGGGAAUCUAAUCGACAGAACUUUGGAAGCAAUCGGGCAGCAAACCAGGCAUCUGCGGGAAGUGCUAUUGUUAACUUGCCUUCUCACCGUACUUGACAUGAUGUACUUUGCAACUAGAUGAACACAAUUUUGGAGUGGUAGAGCUUUCAGGGUGGCCAAUCUUGAGAGUGCCAGAUAAUUGCUUCCGGGAUCUCUCAUUGGUUUGCUGGUGACAGGGAUGAUGGCCAGCCAUAGCAUUUCCAUAUGGUAUGUCUUACAGGCUCAAGUCGCAUCAAUUUGUGCAGAAGAAUUAGUAGCUGUGGGUUGGGAAGAACUUAGUAGCAUGAUUCAUCCCCUGGAUCCGGAUGAAAACUGAAGGGGAGGGGGAACAAUGGUGCAUAAUCAGGAUUGGUACCCCUAUCGUUAAUGGUUCUUUUCAUUAUUUGAAUUUAAAAAAAUCAUAUAUGUUAUCAAGUGAAGUAAAUUAUGGGGUUAAUUAUACUUUACAAUACCGAAAGAGAGAGGUUGUUACAAA
Molecule: messenger RNA, 2473 nt
Organism: Tripterygium wilfordii
Lineage: Eukaryota; Viridiplantae; Streptophyta; Magnoliopsida; Celastrales; Celastraceae
Product: asparagine synthetase domain-containing protein C4F6.11c
Exons: 14
Coding region: 52-2055 (667 amino acids)
Molecular function (GO): asparagine synthase (glutamine-hydrolyzing) activity
Source: RefSeq, a predicted model, not a curated record